Protopterus annectens (West African lungfish) is the source of this 3699-nucleotide messenger RNA. RefSeq names its product LIM domain binding 3 (gene LDB3). Gene Ontology annotation, biological process: actin cytoskeleton organization; muscle structure development; heart development. Gene Ontology annotation, molecular function: muscle alpha-actinin binding; actin binding. Lineage: Eukaryota; Metazoa; Chordata; Ceratodontiformes; Protopteridae. Gene Ontology annotation, cellular component: stress fiber; Z disc; filamentous actin. The transcript has 16 exons. Bases 148 to 2148 code for a protein of 666 amino acids. The record is from RefSeq and is a predicted model, not a curated record.
ACACAUACUAGGUGUUUGGUUACAUGCCUUAUAAGGCCCCAGUUCAGCUGUGAUAACAGUCUCUGCAUUAUAGCUCUCUGCUAUUCUUAGGUGGCACUUCAGCUUAUCUGAGCAGAAGGCUGCAGUAGCUGGUGACAGAGCUACAAAAUGAACAAUUACAGUGUAUCACUCACCGGACCUGGGCCAUGGGGAUUCCGGCUACAGGGAGGAAAGGACUUUAAUAUGCCCUUGACCAUCUCCAGAAUCACCCCAGGCACCAAAGCAGCUCAGUCAAGCAUGAACCAGGGAGAUGUUGUGGUUGCAAUCGAUGGCGUCAAUACAGAUACUAUGACUCACUUGGAGGCUCAGAACAAAAUCAGAUCUGCUACCUACAAUCUAAGCCUUACCCUCCAGAGAUCUAAAAGACCAGGCCCAGUUCCAACAGCUACACCUCGAGUUGAUUCUCCUUUGCCAGUGAUUCCCCACCAGAAGGUUAUUGCCAACACUGCUGCCAACACUGAGUAUGUUGAGCGUUUCAAUCCUAAUUUACUAAAGGAUUCUGCACUUUCCACACAUAAACCAAUUGAAGUAAAAGGUCCUGGUGGCAAAGCCACUAUUAUCCAUGCACAGUACAAUACCCCAAUCAGCAUGUACUCCCAGGAUGCCAUCAUGGAUGCUAUCGCUGGUCAGGCUCAGAUCAAGGGCAGUGAUCUCACUGGUAGCCUGCCAGUUAAAGAUCCCCUCGUAGACAGUGCUUCUCCAGUCUAUCAGGCUGUAAUUAAGAAUCAAGCCAAGCCUCAAGAACAUGAGCAGGAUGAGUGGGCACGCCGUGCUGCCAAUCUGCAGUCCCGAUCCUUCCGCAUCCUCGCUCAGCUCACAGGAACAGAGUGCUUACAAGAUCCUGAUGAAGAGGCCUUGAAAAGAGCAAGCACAACUGUUGAGCAUGCACCAGUGUCUAUCAGCUCUGCUUCCGCUGCUUCUGCUGCUAUGCCUGCCAGCCAGCCUGCUUGUGUCACUCAAAGUCCAGCCAAAGAAAUGCCAGCAGCAUCUGCAGCUCCUGCUGUUACUGACCAAUGGCCUGGCUCUGCAGCUCCUACCUACCCGAGAAUGACUUCACUCACCAGUGCACCUUCACUGCAGCCCAAAAUAUCCGUUGGGUCCAAAGGCAUGUCUCAGGCAGCUUCUACUAUCUCUUCUGCUCUGUCUAGUGUUGGACAUGCACCUGCUGCUACACGUGUCCCACAGCCUGCUGGGAUUGAACCUCCACCUACUGCUCCAAAACAAAGAGUCAUCACAACUGCUACUAUCCAGCCAUCUUAUAACCAGCCAGCAUCCGCACCAAUAUCAGUGCAGCCUGCAGCUCCUGGCUCUUCCAAUCGCCCACCAUGGGUAUCAGACGAGACCUUUGCCACUAAGUUUAGCCCUGGAAAAUCAACCAGCACUGUUACCAAGUACACUCAGCCAGCUCCACUGCCUGUCUCAGCCCCACCUCCAGUAUACUCACCAGCUCCAGCUCCUCCUCCAGUUCGAGCACCAGCUCCAGCUCCAGGUCCAGCACCAUACACAUCACCUUCAAGCCACCGAGGUCUUGUUCAGAGGGCAGAAAGGUUCCCUGCUAGCAAUCGCACUCCACUCUGCGGAUACUGCAACAGCAUUAUAAGGGGUCCUUUCAUUGUUGCCUUGGGUCGGUCAUGGCAUCCAGAAGAGUUUAACUGUGCUUACUGCAAGACUUCGCUUGCUGACGUGGGCUUUGUGGAGGAGCAGAACAAUGUAUACUGUGAACACUGCUAUGAGCAAUUCUUUGCACCUACCUGUGCCAGAUGUCAAGUCAAGAUAAUGGGGGAAGUGAUGCAUGCUCUAAGGCAAACCUGGCAUACCACCUGUUUCGUUUGUGCUGCCUGUCACAAACCAUUUGGCAAUAGCCUCUUCCAUAUGGAGGAUGGAGAGCCCUACUGUGAGAAAGAUUAUGUUGCCUUGUUCAGUACAAAAUGCCAUGGCUGUGAUUUCCCUGUUGAAGCUGGAGAUAAAUUCAUUGAAGCGCUAGGAUAUACCUGGCAUGACACCUGCUUCAUCUGUGCAGUCUGCCAUGUGAAUUUAGAAGGUCAGCCAUUCUACUCCAAGAAGGACAAGCCCCUGUGCAAAAAACAUGCUCACGCCAUCAAUGUCUAAAAGCAGAGUAAAAUAUCAUAGAAAUGAAUACAAUAAGAGAAGACUAAAGAUCACUGUGGCUAAGCAUAUGGUUACAAAAGUACCAGUUUUAACAUACUGCUGUUUUUGUUGUAUAAACAUGUUUAAACAGAAAUUGUCACUGUUCGUACUUAUUGAAAAACAAGUCCAAAAUGAAGUUACAAACAAAAAAAUUCAAAUUUAUGAUUGAAAUGUUAUUGGGGUUUAGUAUAAGCAGUGUGAAAAAUGUAAAAAUACCAAAAACAUAUUUUAAAUAUAGAUAUUCUCCUUUGAAAUUACUGAAACAAUUAAAAAAUUGAUGUACUAUAAUUGUUCUCAUUGUAUUGGACAGUGCAAGACAGUAACUGUCACAAUACAACAGACAAGUUGUUUGUAAGUCACAGUAAGGCAGUACUGAACUGCUUUUACUUUAUUGCCAAAAAUACAGCAACUUUUGCUUUUUUAUUUUCACUUUUUUUUUCUUCAGGACAUGGCCAUGUAUUCACUGACACUGGGCAAGACAUAGUUAAGAGAAAGUAAACAGAUCCACCAAGAGCGAUUCUUUUAAAUUUUGAUUGAAAUAACGAGAACAACUAUUUCUAAUGAAGCAACACUGACUGCUGUAGUUCAAGUGCACCGGUACAUUACAAAUUAAAAUUUCUUUCAAAGCACAGUAUUCUUAUAAUUAGUAUACCAAGAUGGGGAAGCACUCCUCAUCAAAUAAAUCUAUGUACAGACAACAUUUCCAUGCAGGGUGAUUGAAAAAAGGAAUCCAUGAACAGAUUGCCCUGUUUACUGUGCUUUCAGGAAUGUGCACUAAAGCGAAUCGUAGGUAAUCCCGAGAUUUUGCACAGCAGCCCUGUAGAGAGAAACAGGCAGUACACGAGUACUAGUACAUUAUUCAGCACAAAUUGCACAAGUGCAACUGCAGUGCAGCUAUAAAAGUAACUUUUCUCAAAGAAUAUGUGAAACAGAUAACGGGAUAACGUGUAUUACCAGGGAGUAUUACUCUUGCUGCCCACAACAGUUACAGGGCAUUAAGGUGACUGCUAAAAACUCCAGUCUUAACCCAUUACUUGAAAAGCAUUGUUUUAGUAAGUGGCUUACAAAUGGGUCAUGGGAUGCUUUCAGAGAAUACUAUCCAUAUCUGCCCUGUUAAAUGAGACCCUGUACUAGCAGUGCUGAGGAUAACUAAUGCAAAAAGGGAACAGUAGAAGACGGUACUUUUUAAGCACUGCAGGCAGCAACUGAGGAAUGUGUACAUAAAUUAAAUGAUUCUUAACAAGACUAGAGCCAUGAAGUUUAUUUAGUGCUGUGUCCAUUUGUGCAUUUAAUUUGCUUGCUUCUUGAAAAGAUACUCACUGUUUUUUGAAAGUAAAGUAGUUGUUAUUUAUACAUUCAAUUAAAGUAAACAAUUAGCUAGCUGUCAAAACAGAAGCAAGCUUUUUUUGUAACGGCUGUGUUUUCUGUCAUGGCAAUAUUUAUUUCACGGUUCACUUCACUUUUUAUUGUACUACUGAUUAAAAAUUCUGAAAGUAUAAGAAAGAAAUUCUA